CUUACUCUUAGUGAUAGCACUUUGCUCACUACAAAGUCCGAUUAUUAUCAGCUAUUACAGCAGUCGCGACUAUUUCAAGAAAACCAGUAGUUUCUUCGAGAUGAAUAAUAACUCGAUUUCAUGCUUUUCUGAUUCCAAUUUGGCAAACCUAGAGAGAGAUCACUUGCAGGAAACAUCAUCAUCGUCAGCUCAAGAUGAAGGAGCAUUCCUACUAGCUUCGAGCCGACCCAAGAAACGUGCGGGGAGAAAGAAGUUCAAGGAAACUAGACACCCGAUUUAUAGGGGAGUGAGAAGGAGGAAUAAUAACAAGUGGGUUUGCGAGGUACGUGAUCCUAGUCAACAAAAAAGAAUAUGGCUAGGAACAUACCCUACUCCAGAAAUGGCAGCUCGAGCUCAUGAUGUUGCUGCAUUAGCACUUAGAGGUAAUCUAGCUACUUUGAAUUUCGCUGACUCUCGUUGGCGGUUGCCAGUGACAGUAUCAAAGGACCCCAAAGACUUGCGUCAAGCGGCAGUUAAAGCCGCACAAGCUUUUUCUCAAGAUCCUGAACUAGUUGGAGUCGACUAUAUGAAUGAGGAAGUUAAUUCCAGUACUGAAGAAGUAAAGUACCAAGAGGUUGUUGUUGGCGAGGCUAAUGGACGUAGUAGUGAUUUUGUGGCUAAGGAAUUGAAUAUAGAUAUGGAGAACAUUUUAUGUUGUAACUGGGGAGAAAAUAAUGAGAUGUUGGAGAUGGAAGGAUGGCGAGAAAAGAUGGCGGAGGGGCUUUUGUUUUCUCCAACUCCGCGUUUAGGCAGUUGUUUCAGUUGGGAUGAUGUGGAAAGUGACGUCGAAGUGUCUUUGUGGAGUUAUAGUAUUUGAU
Molecule: messenger RNA, 857 nt
Organism: Lycium ferocissimum
Lineage: Eukaryota; Viridiplantae; Streptophyta; Magnoliopsida; Solanales; Solanaceae
Product: dehydration-responsive element-binding protein 1E-like
Exons: 1
Coding region: 101-856 (251 amino acids)
Biological process (GO): regulation of DNA-templated transcription
Molecular function (GO): DNA binding; DNA-binding transcription factor activity
Source: RefSeq, a predicted model, not a curated record